AGUCAGGGAUCCAGAACUUCAAGAUUGGAUAUUGUCAGUAUCCAGUAUCAGCUUCUACUGUCAUUCUCUCAUCCACUAAGAACAGGAAGAGGGGCCUUGGUGACCUGGACCGUGAUGAAGCAAGACAGAAGAUUGAAGCUAUCCUGAGGUCCAAUCCAAAGGGUGAAGAAAUCUUCAAAGAAUAUUACAAAAAGAAAACGCUGUCGGAUGCAACGCGUAGACAGAUGAUCAAUAUUUUGAUUGCAGAAAUGACUGAAUCCUAUGGGAGAAUUCCACCCACAAGUGUGCGGACCACCUAUGCACUAGGAAUUGUGACCCUUUUUCCAUAUCUGCAAGAUUCAUAUUCAAAAAAUGGAUAUGAACAUUACUAUGAUCCAGACGCCAAUACUGGCUACCUUGCUUGGAGACUCAAGACAGUCCAACGCAACAGCUUUGAUGGCUCCCACAGACGUUCCAGGCUUGAUUUGCAGGACAGCCCAACAACCUAUCGAGAAUCACUGUUAACCAGUCAGCAGCUCUUCGGUGAGGGGUGUCGGGAGGCGCUUUCUGUCAUCAGAUACUCUACAGAUCAUUCCGUGGUAAAAGAGAGAAUGAGAGCCACCUUUGAGUAUAGACAGAAGCUAGUUCAUAACCAGGAUGCAACAUCUACAGUCUUGGAUGUCUUCCCUCGUUUCCUUGAUGUUCCUGGAUUGAUUGACCAAGAUUUUUCCAUGAUGUUUGAGGAUGAAGUAUCUGGGAAAUUUCUGGCAAAGUGGCCCUCAUUUUUCAUGCAGACAGAAUGCCAGAGUCUUCCCUCAAAUAUGCAUGUUGAGGAUCUUCUUGCAGCUUUUGACUCUGAUGCCGAGAAUGACUUUGGUAAAUAA
Messenger RNA from Alosa alosa (allis shad), 863 nucleotides. RefSeq lists its product as uncharacterized. The record is from RefSeq and is a predicted model, not a curated record. Lineage: Eukaryota; Metazoa; Chordata; Actinopteri; Clupeiformes; Clupeidae. The transcript is spliced from 6 exons. The coding region runs from base 225 to 863 and encodes 212 amino acids.